Molecule: messenger RNA, 2610 nt
Organism: Symbiodinium sp. CCMP2592
Lineage: Eukaryota; Dinophyceae; Suessiales; Symbiodiniaceae
Source: the annotation of a GenBank genome assembly
AUGCGCAACUACAAGAGGCGUUUGGCCAAGGACGCGAAGCUCCGGAGCGGUACCGCUGACGAUCAGAAGCCGCGGCUCAGCGACGCCUCUCUGGCGAGCACCCGCGACUCCGACGGAGAGCAGCCUCCGGAGGAGCCUGCAGAGGCAGCGGACGAGGAGUCGCCGCUAUCAAAAGAGCCGUUCCUCAACAACGACGAGCUCGUGGACUUGAUGCAUGGGGGCCCUUGGCCAGCGGCGGCGAGCCCUCGCAGGUCCAUCACGGAAAUGUCGCUAGAAGAGUGCAUGACUCCACUGCCAUCGCCGUCAAGCCGCAGCAGCGAGGCAACUGGAAACCUUGGUGAUGCGCUGCCUGUCCAUCAGUUUGAGGGAGAGGCGGAGACCCAGAGUGGGACGAUGCCCUUCGAGGAGGAGCAGGGAGAUCGGCACGGACAAGAAGAUUCACCUUCUCCCUGGCCCUGCGACAGCAACGGCAACGACGCUCUGAAGGAUGCAAGCAGAGCAUGCAGUUCCGAGACCGAGAUGAAUGACGACGAUCAGCCCAACAUCGAGGAAAAUUUGCCUGGAGCGCUCCGGGCCGAAGAGACCUCAAGUGCGGUUGAGAUGUUACUGCCCCCAGAACCGGUCCCCAAAAAGCUGUUCCUCAACAACGACGAGCUCCUGGACUUGAUGCAUGGGGACCCUUGGCCACCGGCGGCGAGCCCUGGCAGGCCAUCGCCGUCAAGCCGCAGCAGCGAGGCAACUGGAAACCUUGGUGAUGCGCUGCCUGUCCAUCAGUUUGAGGGAGAGGCGGAGACCCAGAGUGGGACGAUGCCCUUCGAGGAGGAGCAGGGAGAUCGGCACGGACAAGAAGACGAAAGUGGCGCGCCUUCGCCUUCUCAGAGUACUUGCGACAGUGACGGCAACGAGUCUCCGAAGGACACAAGCAGAGAGCUUCCAGACCCUGAGCAGCCCACUAUCAAGGCCUGGUGUGACGACAACACAUGCGUGGCCCCUGCAGAUGCUUGCAUCGCAUGCGGGCGCAAGGCUCCUGCCGAUCUUUUUCACCCGGCCUGCGAUUUGUUGCGACUCGGCCUCGCAAGUUCCCAGAGAGCAGGCAAGCCAAGUGCACGGCCCAGCUUCUGUUGGCAAGCGCCGAGGCCUGCUCUUUUGGAGCACUUGUCUGCGGCUCGUCUGCAAUGCCAGAUUCCGGCAAAGUCCGAUGCAAUCGUCGCAUUUUCCGCUGGGGUGGACCGCAUACUCUCAGACUCCGAACCGUUUCCCGACGACGUCGAAUGCCAGAAACGCUUCGAUUGUCAGGACUGGUGCUUGGCGCUUGCGAAAACGGACACAACCCAUUUUUCUGAAGAUUAUGUACGCCAAACAGUCGGCAAAAACCUCACCGACUUGUUAACUCACUGCCGGGACUCUGAUCAAGGUGUGCGUGGGGCAGCGCACCAUAUCGUUAAAGAGCAUGCCUACGACGGUCUCGGCUUCGUGAAGGAGCUGCUCGCAAACACCGUGCUCAGUCAGAUGACAGACAUCUUGUCAACCGGCAGAGGGACACAGCCGACGUGGAAUGUCAUGAAGAGGUACAUGGAGCAUCUCGAGCCGCUUCUGCGAUGGCUGACGAAGCGUCAGCGUCAAGUUUGGGCAUCUCUGCUUGUCAAAGUCUUAUAUAGCCUUCAACCAGCAUCAGCUCCGAACAGAGCUGCCUGCCAGAAGGUGGUGGUUGAUCAUCUGAAGCUCCUGUGUUUUGCGGAUGACGAUCCCAAUCGAACCUACGCAGAUGAAAAGCGGCAGCUAUUGGCCCUCUCGGACUCCGCGGACUUCGAAGAGGUGAAGAACGGCAUGCCAAGUCUCUUCUGCGGCACCAUGGCAAGAACCCCGACGUUCCAGACGAUGUGCCUGGUUUGCGAGGAGAAGGCCAAGGCCGUGGACACAGUCGAGACGCAGGAGAACGCGGCAACCGCCAUCCAGGUGGUCGUGCUGCUCGCAAAGGCACUGGCCUGGAGGCACACUGGAUUGCGCAUGGACGAAUUUCCAGCUUUUUUCAAACUUGUGUUCGAGGUCACGAUGUCAUCUGCCAGCGUGACCUCGAACCUGGUGGCAAAGGUCACGGAGGGCAGCUUUGCUGCCACGCAGGGUGCCCAGAAGGGGGGAAGGCUGCUCAGCUAUGAAAUGCUGGACGUGCCAAGGCACAAGAUCCAGACUGGGCAGACUGUGCACGCGGAUAGGCAUUUGCACUGUCACGUGCUUCGAUACGGUCUUCGUCUUGAGAUUCCACAGGCAGAGGCCAAGGCCAUCGACAAAGUCGAGACGCAGGAGAACGCGGCAGCAGCCAUCCAAGCCCUGGCGCGUGGUCGUGCUGCUCGCAAAGGCACCGGAUUCGAGGUUUCCUAUCGGCCAAUCGACAUGAGCAGCGUCAAGUCUUACAUGCUAUGCUUGUACGUGCCGCAUAUGGUGGAAUUCGGUGCCACGCUCGGGGUUGCUGUCAGCAACAUCAGCUUCGUCGACAAGGCAGCCGUGACAAUGAGCGUUCACCCGAUCAUCACUUCCACCUGGGGGCCGAGGGCCUGCCUAGACAUUUCGAGGAUGGUUGAGGUGCGGGACUGGAGGUACGAUCAAGACUAG